Messenger RNA from Myotis myotis, 1037 nucleotides. Its product is annotated as histone acetyltransferase KAT7-like. Gene Ontology annotation, biological process: regulation of DNA-templated transcription. The transcript has a single exon. Bases 1 to 972 code for a protein of 323 amino acids. The record is from RefSeq and is a predicted model, not a curated record. Gene Ontology annotation, molecular function: histone acetyltransferase activity. NCBI's taxonomy places the organism in Eukaryota, Metazoa, Chordata, Mammalia, Chiroptera, Vespertilionidae.
AUGGAACACAGGCAGACCUACAGGAACACGCGGAAACCUCUCUUGGAAAACCUGACGAGCGAGUAUGACUUAGAUCUUUUCCGAAGAGCACAAGCCCGGGCUUCAGAGGACUUGGAGAAGUUAAGGCUGCAAGGCCAAAUCACAGAGGGGAGCAACAUGAUUAAAACAAUAGCUUUUGGUCGCUCUGAGCUUGAUACUUGGUACCAUUCUCCCUAUCCUGAAGAAUAUGCACGACUGGGACGGCUCUAUAUGUGUGAAUUCUGUUUAAAGUACAUGAAGAGCCAAAGGAUACUCCGCCGACACAUGGCCAAGUGUGUGUGGAAACACCCACCUGGUGAUGAGAUAGAUCGCAAAGGUUCAAGUGAUGGCAAGAAAAACAAGAUCUAUUGCCAAAACCUGUGCCUGUUGGCCAAGCUUUUCCUGGACCACAAAACAUUAUAUUAUGAUGUGGAGUCCUUCCUGUUCUAUGUCAUGACAGAAGCAGACAACACUGGCUGUCACCUGAUUGGGUAUUUUUCCAAGGAGAAGAAUUCAUUCCUCAACUACAAUGUUUCCUGUAUCCUUACUAUGCCGCAGUACAUGAGGCAGGGCUAUGGCAAGAUGCUCAUUGAUUUCAGUUAUUUGCUUUCCAAAGUGGAAGAAAAAGUUGGCUCCCCAGAACGUCCCCUCUCAGAUCUGGGGCUCAUAAGCUAUCGCAGUUACUGGAAAGAAGUGCUUCUUCGUUACCUGCAUAAUUUCCAAGGCAAAGAGAUUUCUAUCAAAGAAAUUAGCCAGGAGACAGCUGUGAAUCCUGUGGACAUUGUCAGCACUCUGCAAGCACUUCAGAUGCUCAAGUAUUGGAAAGGAAAACAUGUAGUUUUAAAGAGACAGGACCUGAUUGAUGAAUGGAUAGCCAAAGAGGCCAAGAGAUCCAAUUCCAAUAAAACCAUGGAUCCCAGCUGUUUAAAAUGGACCCCUCCCAAGGGCACUUAAAGUGACCUGUUACCUGAGCCAGCGAACCCCAGCAGUAGGAAUCCGUACCCUAGGGAUCUGUCUGU